UGAGGUCUCCUCUCGCCUCGCGAAAUCUCGGCUGCACUCUUGUUUCUUUCCUCGCGGGCGACCAACGUUUAAUCAGGAAUCAAUCGAGAGUCUCUCGAUUUCCAGCGAUAACGAAGAGCGGCGGGGGAUAAUUUUUCUCGCGGAAAAUGAGCCGCCUACUGCUGCUCCUGCUGCUGCCGAUCGCAGCCACGAAGCUGUGCGAGCGGCAGUCCGAGUAUCGUCAGUACCAGCUGUGCCAGAACAACACUCUUUCCUGCCCGGACGACAGGAGAUGCGCGUUCGUCGAGCACUGCCCGGCGAUCGCGGCUCUGAUGGACCGGAACGAGCUUCCUGUUCACAGAUUGCGACAGGCCGUGUGCGGCUAUGACCGGACGCGCAUGAAAGUCUGCUGCGACGCGGACAACUACGCCGAGCAGCCGUCGCAGGCGAUUCCCGAUCUCUAUCCGACGCAACCCUACCCGGACUCGAAAUGCGGAAAGAGCCUUAUCCGGGACAACGUGGACAAUCUAGGGUCGUACCCCUUUGUCGCAAGGAUCGGAUUUAUAAAUGUGUUAACGGGUGAAAUGAGAUACUCGUGCAAUGGCGUGAUUGUUAGUGAGCGUACAGUAUUAACUACAGCUACAUGCGCACUCGCGAAGUCGGAGAGAUACAAAUUAUGCUCUGUGCUUAUUGGUGAAUAUAAUACAGAGUCUGAUCCGGAUUGCAACGAAUUGUUUUGCGGGCACAAAACCAGCAGCCGCGACAUAUCGUACGUGAUCAAACACCCAGGCUAUGACCCCGCGACUUACUCCAACAACGUAGCCUUGCUUCGCCUGAAGAAGACUAUCGACUUCACAGCCACAGCGCAGCCUAUAUGCUUCAUACCGGAGGACAGAUACGUUAGCUUGGGAAGCACAUGCACUGUCGUCGGAUGGGGAAGAUUGUCCGGUCAGAAGGCGCAGCCAACGACGCAACAGUCAUUACAGCUAAAACUCGUACCUAAGCAGCAGUGCUCGGACUACCUGAGCCAAGGUCUGUCCGUCGAAUUAUGCGCCACAGGAAGCUGCGAACCCUGCUCCGGGUACAGCGGCAGUCCUAUGUUGUACAAAUAUACGGACACAUAUUUCCUGGUCGGAGUCCUAUCAUAUGGGUCUAGCUGCGACUCAACCACCAUUUUCCCGUCUACAUUCGUGAACGUACAGAGGUACACGAGGUGGAUCUUAGAUAAUUAUUGAGGCGACUGUUCUUUAAAGUUUCAUCAAAG
Molecule: messenger RNA, 1243 nt
Organism: Harpegnathos saltator (Jerdon's jumping ant)
Lineage: Eukaryota; Metazoa; Arthropoda; Insecta; Hymenoptera; Formicidae
Product: chymotrypsin-like protease CTRL-1
Exons: 7
Coding region: 147-1214 (355 amino acids)
Biological process (GO): proteolysis
Molecular function (GO): serine-type endopeptidase activity
Source: RefSeq, a predicted model, not a curated record